Messenger RNA from Brugia malayi, 8934 nucleotides. RefSeq lists its product as uncharacterized. Gene Ontology annotation, molecular function: microtubule binding. Gene Ontology annotation, biological process: microtubule anchoring. The coding region runs from base 1 to 8934 and encodes 2977 amino acids. Gene Ontology annotation, cellular component: centriole; cytoskeleton; axonemal microtubule. The record is from RefSeq and is a predicted model, not a curated record. Lineage: Eukaryota; Metazoa; Nematoda; Chromadorea; Rhabditida; Onchocercidae. The transcript is spliced from 47 exons.
AUGCCACACGACACUCAAUGUGUUUGUCAAAUAUGUGUGUGCGGGAGACAUCGCUGCCCGAACAAUCGAAAUGCUAGCUCAAUUUGCAUCGGAACUUCAAAUCAAAAUACUUUUUAUAAAAAGGAGUAUGCCGUAAUCACCGGAGAUAAUCAUUCAAAAGUAAUCAGGAAACCCGAGAAAUCUUCCGUUAAAGAUCACAUUGAUCUCAGUGAUGGAUGCAUGAUCAGUAGUGUUGUCAGUGAAAGUCAAUGCGCACAAGAAGGCGCAAAAUUUGCAGCAAAUGAAAAUGCAAAUGUGGCGCAAUUUCACACAGAUGCAAAAGAGAAAGCUGUGAAUACGCGUAUGAGUUCGAGUGUUUUGCGACGUCGAAAUUAUGAAUCCUCGAUUGUUUUCGGAAGUGACAAGGACAAUAGUCAACCAAAUGGAGGCAGAGAAAAUAAUUUUGCCCGUGAAAGGUCAUUACGUCAGUACUCUAGCAAGUAUGAAGAUCCUUUCAACGGUGACAAUAAACAUUCAGUUAUAGUUGGACGUCGAAAAGACCGAUCAGCUGAGACACGUGAUAACGUUGGCUUGAUUUUGCAAUCGAUUGAUAGAAGCGUACGUCAAGAAGAUGAGACAGAAAGAAGUCACCGCUACAAUAGAACAAAAGGGAGAUACCAACAUAGUGAGAUCCUUUCUGGCAAUAAAAUAUCGCUACCACCAGUCUAUGCCAGGACUGAACAUACCGCAAAAACCAACGAGCGAAGCGGAGUCAAACGACCUACCAAAUCAGAAAUAUGGGAGGAUUCCGAUAUUUCGUAUGGUGACGGAUCCUUCAUAUCGGAAACACAAACAAGUACUGAAUUUACAGCGAAAAAAGUUGAACGAUACGAUGCGAAACGUCCAGUUGAAUCUGAUUUAUGGAAGAGGGAAGGACAUAUCACCAGUGAAACGGUUUCGCAUCAGGAUUAUGUAGGCAGGACAGGAGAGCGAUAUCCGGCAUCAAAACCGCAAGAUUCCGAUGUUUUACAUGGUGACGGAUCCUUCAUAUCGGAAACACAAACAAGUACUGAAUUUACAGCGAAAAAAGGUGAACGAUACGAUGCGAAACGUCCAGUUGAAUCUGAUUUAUGGAAGAGGGAAGGACAUAUCACCAGUGAAACGGUUUCGCAUCAGGAUUAUGUAGGCAGGACAGGAGAGCGAUAUCCGGCAUCAAAACCGCAAGAUUCCGAUGUUUUACAUGGUGACGGAUCCUUCAUAUCGGAAACACAAACAAGUACUGAAUUUACAGCGAAAAAAGGUGAACGAUACGAUGCGAAACGUCCAGUUGAAUCUGAUUUAUGGAAGAGGGAAGGACAUAUCACCAGUGAAACGGUUUCGCAUCAGGAUUAUGUAGGCAGGACAGGAGAGCGAUAUCCGGCAUCAAAACCGCAAGAUUCCGAUGUUUUACAUGGUGACGGAUCCUUCAUAUCGGAAACACAAACAAGUACUGAAUUUACAGCGAAAAAAGGUGAACGAUACGAUGCGAAACGUCCAGUUGAAUCUGAUUUAUGGAAGAGAGAAGGACAUAUCAUCAGCGAAAUGGUUUCGCAUCAGGAUUAUGUAGGCAGGACAGGAGAGCGAUAUCCGGCAUCAAAACCGCAAGAUUCCGAUGUUUUACAUGGUGACGGAUCCUUCAUAUCGGAAACACAAACAAGUACUGAAUUUACAGCGAAAAAAGGUGAACGAUACGAUGCGAAACGUCCAGUUGAAUCUGAUUUAUGGAAGAGGGAAGGACAUAUCACCAGUGAAACGGUUUCGCAUCAGGAUUAUGUAGGCAGGACAGGAGAGCGAUAUCCGGCAUCAAAACCGCAAGAUUCCGAUGUUUUACAUGGUGACGGAUCCUUCAUAUCGGAAACACAAACAAGUACUGAAUUUACAGCGAAAAAAGGUGAACGAUACGAUGCGAAACGUCCAGUUGAAUCUGAUUUAUGGAAGAGAGAAGGACAUAUCAUCAGCGAAACGGUUUCGCAUCAGGAUUAUGUAGGCAGGACAGGAGAGCGAUAUCCGGCAUCAAAACCGCAAGAUUCCGAUGUUUUACAUGGUGACGGAUCCUUCAUAUCGGAAACACAAACAAGUACUGAAUUUACAGCGAAAAAAGGUGAACGAUACGAUGCGAAACGUCCAGUUGAAUCUGAUUUAUGGAAGAGAGAAGGACAUAUCAUCAGCGAAACGGUUUCGCAUCAGGAUUAUGUAGGCAGGACAGGAGAGCGAUAUCCGGCAUCAAAACCGCAAGAUUCCGAUGUUUUACAUGCUGACGGAUCCUUCAUAUCGGAAACACAAACAAGUACUGAAUUUACAGCGAAAAAAGGUGAACGAUACGAUGCGAAACGUCCAGUUGAAUCUGAUUUAUGGAAGAGAGAAGGACAUAUCAUCAGCGAAACGGUUUCGCAUCAGGAUUAUGUAGGCAGGACAGGAGAGCGAUAUCCGGCAUCAAAACCGCAAGAUUCCGAUGUUUUACAUGGUGACGGAUCCUUCAUAUCGGAAACACAAACAAGUACUGAAUUUACAGCGAAAAAAGGUGAACGAUACGAUGCGAAACGUCCAGUUGAAUCUGAUUUAUGGAAGAGAGAAGGACAUAUCAUCAGCGAAACGGUUUCGCAUCAGGAUUAUGUAGGCAGGACAGGAGAGCGAUAUCCGGCAUCAAAACCGCAAGAUUCCGAUGUUUUACAUGGUGACGGAUCCUUCAUAUCGGAAACACAAACAAGUACUGAAUUUACAGCGAAAAAAGGUGAACGAUACGAUGCGAAACGUCCAGUUGAAUCUGAUUUAUGGAAGAGAGAAGGACAUAUCAUCAGCGAAACGGUUUCGCAUCAGGAUUAUGUAGGCAGGACAGGAGAGCGAUAUCCGGCAUCAAAACCGCAAGAUUCCGAUGUUUUACAUGGUGACGGAUCCUUCAUAUCGGAAACACAAACAAGUACUGAAUUUACAGCGAAAAAAGGUGAACGAUACGAUGCGAAACGUCCAGUUGAAUCUGAUUUAUGGAAGAGGGAAGGACAUAUCACCAGUGAAACGGUUUCGCAUCAGGAUUAUGUAGGCAGGACAGGAGAGCGAUAUCCGGCAUCAAAACCGCAAGAUUCCGAUGUUUUACAUGGUGACGGAUCCUUCAUAUCGGAAACACAAACAAGUACUGAAUUUACAGCGAAAAAAGGUGAACGAUACGAUGCGAAACGUCCAGUUGAAUCUGAUUUAUGGAAGAGAGAAGGACAUAUCAUCAGUGAAACGGUUUCGCAUCAGGAUUAUGUAGGCAGGACAGGAGAGCGAUAUCCGGCAUCAAAACCGCAAGAUUCCGAUGUUUUACAUGGUGACGGAUCCUUCACAUCGGAAACACAAACAAGUACUGAAUUUACAGCGAAAAAAGGUGAACGAUACGAUGCGAAACGUCCAGUUGAAUCUGAUUUAUGGAAGAGAGAAGGACAUAUCAUCAGCGAAACGGUUUCGCAUCAGGAUUAUGUAGGCAGGACAGGAGAGCGAUAUCCGGCAUCAAAACCGCAAGAUUCCGAUGUUUUACAUGGUGACGGAUCCUUCAUAUCGGAAACACAAACAAGUACUGAAUUUACAGCGAAAAAAGGUGAACGAUACGAUGCGAAACGUCCAGUUGAAUCUGAUUUAUGGAAGAGGGAAGGACAUAUCACCAGUGAAACGGUUUCGCAUCAGGAUUAUGUAGGCAGGACAGGAGAGCGAUAUCCGGCAUCAAAACCGCAAGAUUCCGAUGUUUUACAUGGUGACGGAUCCUUCAUAUCGGAAACACAAACAAGUACUGAAUUUACAGCGAAAAAAGGUGAACGAUACGAUGCGAAACGUCCAGUUGAAUCUGAUUUAUGGAAGAGGGAAGGACAUAUCACCAGUGAAACGGUUUCGCAUCAGGAUUAUGUAGGCAGGACAGGAGAGCGAUAUCCGGCAUCAAAACCGCAAGAUUCCGAUGUUUUACAUGGUGACGGAUCCUUCAUAUCGGAAACACAAACAAGUACUGAAUUUACAGCGAAAAAAGGUGAACGAUACGAUGCGAAACGUCCAGUUGAAUCUGAUUUAUGGAAGAGAGAAGGACAUAUCAUCAGUGAAACGGUUUCGCAUCAGGAUUAUGUAGGCAGGACAGGAGAGCGAUAUCCGGCAUCAAAACCGCAAGAUUCCGAUGUUUUACAUGGUGACGGAUCCUUCAUAUCGGAAACACAAACAAGUACUGAAUUUACAGCGAAAAAAGGUGAACGAUACGAUGCGAAACGUCCAGUUGAAUCUGAUUUAUGGAAGAGAGAAGGACAUAUCAUCAGCGAAACGGUUUCGCAUCAGGAUUAUGUAGGCAGGACAGGAGAGCGAUAUCCGGCAUCAAAACCGCAAGAUUCCGAUGUUUUACAUGGUGACGGAUCCUUCAUAUCGGAAACACAAACAAGUACUGAAUUUACAGCGAAAAAAGGUGAACGAUACGAUGCGAAACGUCCAGUUGAAUCUGAUUUAUGGAAGAGAGAAGGACAUAUCAUCAGCGAAACGGUUUCGCAUCAGGAUUAUGUAGGCAGGACAGGAGAGCGAUAUCCGGCAUCAAAACCGCAAGAUUCCGAUGUUUUACAUGGUGACGGAUCCUUCAUAUCGGAAACACAAACAAGUACUGAAUUUACAGCGAAAAAAGGUGAACGAUACGAUGCGAAACGUCCAGUUGAAUCUGAUUUAUGGAAGAGAGAAGGACAUAUCAUCAGCGAAACGGUUUCGCAUCAGGAUUAUGUAGGCAGGACAGGAGAGCGAUAUCCGGCAUCAAAACCGCAAGAUUCCGAUGUUUUACAUGGUGACGGAUCCUUCAUAUCGGAAACACAAACAAGUACUGAAUUUACAGCGAAAAAAGGUGAACGAUACGAUGCGAAACGUCCAGUUGAAUCUGAUUUAUGGAAGAGAGAAGGACAUAUCAUCAGCGAAACGGUUUCGCAUCAGGAUUAUGUAGGCAGGACAGGAGAGCGAUAUCCGGCAUCAAAACCGCAAGAUUCCGAUGUUUUACAUGCUGACGGAUCCUUCAUAUCGGAAACACAAACAAGUACUGAAUUUACAGCGAUAAAAGGUGAACGAUACGAUGCGAAACGUCCAGUUGAAUCUGAUUUAUGGAAGAGAGAAGGACAUAUCAUCAGUGAAACGGUUUCGCAUCAGGAUUAUGUAGGCAGGACAGGAGAGCGAUAUCCGGCAUCAAAACCGCAAGAUUCCGAUGUUUUACAUGGUGACGGAUCCUUCACAUCGGAAACACAAACAAGUACUGAAUUUACAGCGAAAAAAGGUGAACGAUACGAUGCGAAACGUCCAGUUGAAUCUGAUUUAUGGAAGAGAGAAGGACAUAUCAUCAGUGAAACGGUUUCGCAUCAGGAUUAUGUAGGCAGGACAGGAGAGCGAUAUCCGGCAUCAAAACCGCAAGAUUCCGAUGUUUUACAUGGUGACGGAUCCUUCACAUCGGAAACACAAACAAGUACUGAAUUUACAGCGAAAAAAGGUGAACGAUACGAUGCGAAACGUCCAGUUGAAUCUGAUUUAUGGAAGAGAGAAGGACAUAUCAUCAGCGAAACGGUUUCGCAUCAGGAUUAUGUAGGCAGGACAGGAGAGCGAUAUCCGGCAUCAAAACCGCAAGAUUCCGAUGUUUUACAUGGUGACGGAUCCUUCAUAUCGGAAACACAAACAAGUACUGAAUUUACAGCGAAAAAAGGUGAACGAUACGAUGCGAAACGUCCAGUUGAAUCUGAUUUAUGGAAGAGAGAAGGACAUAUCAUCAGCGAAACGGUUUCGCAUCAGGAUUAUGUAGGCAGGACAGGAGAGCGAUAUCCGGCAUCAAAACCGCAAGAUUCCGAUGUUUUACAUGGUGACGGAUCCUUCAUAUCGGAAACACAAACAAGUACUGAAUUUACAGCGAAAAAAGGUGAACGAUACGAUGCGAAACGUCCAGUUGAAUCUGAUUUAUGGAAGAGAGAAGGACAUAUCAUCAGCGAAACGGUUUCGCAUCAGGAUUAUGUAGGCAGGACAGGAGAGCGAUAUCCGGCAUCAAAACCGCAAGAUUCCGAUGUUUUACAUGGUGACGGAUCCUUCAUAUCGGAAACACAAACAAGUACUGAAUUUACAGCGAAAAAAGGUGAACGAUAUGAUGCGAAACGUCCAGUUGAAUCUGAUUUAUGGAAGAGAGAAGGACAUAUCAUCAGCGAAACGGUUUCGCAUCAGGAUUAUGUAGGCAGGACAGGAGAGCGAUAUCCGGCAUCAAAACCGCAAGAUUCCGAUGUUUUACAUGCUGACGGAUCCUUCAUAUCGGAAACACAAACAAGUACUGAAUUUACAGCGAAAAAAGGUGAACGAUACGAUGCGAAACGUCCAGUUGAAUCUGAUUUAUGGAAGAGAGAAGGACAUAUCAUCAGCGAAACGGUUUCGCAUCAGGAUUAUGUAGGCAGGACAGGAGAGCGAUAUCCGGCAUCAAAACCGCAAGAUUCCGAUGUUUUACAUGGUGACGGAUCCUUCACAUCGGAAACACAAACAAGUACUGAAUUUACAGCGAAAAAAGGUGAACGAUACGAUGCGAAACGUCCAGUUGAAUCUGAUUUAUGGAAGAGAGAAGGACAUAUCAUCAGCGAAACGGUUUCGCAUCAGGAUUAUGUAGGCAGGACAGGAGAGCGAUAUCCGGCAUCAAAACCGCAAGAUUCCGAUGUUUUACAUGGUGACGGAUCCUUCAUAUCGGAAACACAAACAAGUACUGAAUUUACAGCGAAAAAAGGUGAACGAUACGAUGCGAAACGUCCAGUUGAAUCUGAUUUAUGGAAGAGAGAAGGACAUAUCAUCAGCGAAACGGUUUCGCAUCAGGAUUAUGUAGGCAGGACAGGAGAGCGAUAUCCGGCAUCAAAACCGCAAGAUUCCGAUGUUUUACAUGGUGACGGAUCCUUCAUAUCGGAAACACAAACAAGUACUGAAUUUACAGCGAAAAAAGGUGAACGAUACGAUGCGAAACGUCCAGUUGAAUCUGAUUUAUGGAAGAGAGAAGGACAUAUCAUCAGCGAAACGGUUUCGCAUCAGGAUUAUGUAGGCAGGACAGGAGAGCGAUAUCCGGCAUCAAAACCGCAAGAUUCCGAUGUUUUACAUGGUGACGGAUCCUUCAUAUCGGAAACACAAACAAGUACUGAAUUUACAGCGAAAAAAGGUGAACGAUAUGAUGCGAAACGUCCAGUUGAAUCUGAUUUAUGGAAGAGAGAAGGACAUAUCAUCAGCGAAACGGUUUCGCAUCAGGAUUAUGUAGGCAGGACAGGAGAGCGAUAUCCGGCAUCAAAACCGCAAGAUUCCGAUGUUUUACAUGCUGACGGAUCCUUCAUAUCGGAAACACAAACAAGUACUGAAUUUACAGCGAAAAAAGGUGAACGAUACGAUGCGAAACGUCCAGUUGAAUCUGAUUUAUGGAAGAGAGAAGGACAUAUCAUCAGCGAAACGGUUUCGCAUCAGGAUUAUGUAGGCAGGACAGGAGAGCGAUAUCCGGCAUCAAAACCGCAAGAUUCCGAUGUUUUACAUGGUGACGGAUCCUUCACAUCGGAAACACAAACAAGUACUGAAUUUACAGCGAAAAAAGGUGAACGAUACGAUGCGAAACGUCCAGUUGAAUCUGAUUUAUGGAAGAGAGAAGGACAUAUCAUCAGUGAAACGGUUUCGCAUCAGGAUUAUGUAGGCAGGACAGGAGAGCGAUAUCCGGCAUCAAAACCGCAAGAUUCCGAUGUUUUACAUGGUGACGGAUCCUUCACAUCGGAAACACAAACAAGUACUGAAUUUACAGCGAAAAAAGGUGAACGAUACGAUGCGAAACGUCCAGUUGAAUCUGAUUUAUGGAAGAGAGAAGGACAUAUCAUCAGUGAAACGGUUUCGCAUCAGGAUUAUGUAGGCAGGACAGGAGAGCGAUAUCCGGCAUCAAAACCGCAAGAUUCCGAUGUUUUACAUGGUGACGGAUCCUUCAUAUCGGAAACACAAACAAGUACUGAAUUUACAGCGAAAAAAGGUGAACGAUACGAUGCGAAAUGUCCAGUUGAAUCUGAUUUAUGGAAGAGAGAAGGACAUAUCAUCAGCGAAACGGUUUCGCAUCAGGAUUAUGUAGGCAGGACAGGAGAGCGAUAUCCGGCAUCAAAACCGCAAGAUUCCGAUGUUUUACAUGGUGACGGAUCCUUCACAUCGGAAACACAAACAAGUACUGAAUUUACAGCGAAAAAAGGUGAACGAUACGAUGCGAAACGUCCAGUUGAAUCUGAUUUAUGGAAGAUUGACGGGAAAUUUGAAACGAAAAGUGUUAGUCGGCGAGAUUUCUGCCCUAAAAAAGGAGAGCGAUGUGCAAUUAAGAAACCAUGCGAUACAGAUAUUUUAUUUGGUGAUGGUUCAUUCCGAACCGAAACACAUUCGCAGGAACAAGAAAAACAAGAUGAAUCGGUGAAAAAUGAAGUGGUGAAAAAAUGCAGCGGCAGUAAAGGAUGUACGGAAAACUUAAGAGUAGCAGAUUCAGAGCGCGUUGUGUACGACAUAGUGGAUCGCAGCAGAUCACGUACCGAGAACUGUUGGACAGCAUAUACGGAGACGUUUUAUGAAGGAGUACCAGCAGAGGAUGUUCGACGCGUUAUUCAGCACAAAAAUCACGAAUUCAAACUUCUCGAGAGUCAUCUUGAAGACCGAACCAUCUGUCACACAUCGUUCAAUAUGCCAGAAGCAUCCUCGAAGGAAGUUCUGAUGGCGCCAAGUAAACUGCAAGAAUCAGUGCUUUGGCAAAACGGUCAAAUGAAAGUGGAAUCGCAGUAUAAUACUGAUUUUGUGCCGAAGUUGAAACCAUGUCCAGCUGGCGAACUGAUUAAGUCGAUCGCUAAGAAUCAUUCCUCAACAGAACAUUUCGAAUUCUAUCGCAUUCUUGGAGGUCAUCACUUCUAUGAACCAAAAGCUGAUGAUGUGUAA